GGCCACAAUAAGCUGCUUCAAAAGACAGGCAGAAGCACUGCAACGCCUCGAGGGAUAUAAAGGAAAAAUGCUGUCCCACUGGUGACCAACCUGCAGCUAGGCAAAGACGGGCUUUUGAGGCUGGGAGUCCACCAGAGGACUGUGCAGUUUGUAAGACCCUUCCAGGUCAGUGAACACUCACUGCUGUUGCCUUUUCGCAUUUCUCUACUUGUUCAGCUUCGGUUCGGCUUUCCUGUCUGUCCAGAAUGAGAGCUUUCCUGGUUUUGGCCUUGCUAUCGAUCCUGCUGGAAAUGUGCCAGGGAAAGCAUGUAGGACAGUUGCCAAAUGAUGGUGUUCUCACCAAGGAGAACGCGGCUUUGGAAAACCUGCCACCCCUCUUCCUGAAGCGUUUCUACGACGGCCAAUCCUAUGAUGGAUUUGUGGGAUUGAUGGGAAGGAGAAUGGCAGGUACGAAGGAAAUUCCUCCAGCUCUGAAACGGGACAUGAAUGAUUUCUUUGUUGGCCUGAUGGGAAGACGGGACAUGGAAUUUGAUACAUCAGCUGCUCUAAAUAAAGGUGCUGCUAAGAAAAAAGGAUUCUCUGCUCCCAUCAAGUGCAAGCUGGGGUCCAUUUAACCUUCGAAGGGACCAGGACCAUUCCCAGAAAGCGAUGGCUGCAUCUACCAAAGUGCACACCUUUCCAAAUCAGCCCCUAACUCUGUUCUGUACAACUGAGAAUUAAAUUGACAGUAGAUUUGCAUUUGUGUUUGAAACCUAUAUGAAUCCGUUGACUCUCUGGUUUGGUGAAUUCAGUGACAAUCUUUAUCAUUAGCCAAGGGAAUGACAGAGAAAUGUGUGAUCAAAACCAGAAAACAAUCCAGGAGCUGCCUCAUUUCUACCUAAAGCUUACACCUUGCUUUUUGUGAACUCCUGUGCCCACUCCAAAUAAAUACUCCAACUUGGCUUUUUAUUAAUUCAGUGCUAUAACUGCAGGAUGUAAUUGUUAUGAUCACUCUUCCCUGUGUCUAUGCCACUUUGCAGAUCUGUAUUGUCUUUACUUGCAGCAAGCGGUCCCCUAAUGGUGUGCUUAUCCAUCUCUGCUACUUCAACUGCUGCUGUUAACUUAACCAGAAAGUAACAAAUCCACAACAGUUCUUGUGACUUCAAGUAUAUCACCCACAGAAUGUUACCUUUCCCAUGCCAAUCAGCCUCACAGCUGCUGUUACUUGUAGAUGUUUUCUCUUCCUCAUUGUAUAGAAUAUACAUUUCAACCAAUCAUCAAGCCUCAUAGUCAUAAGGAUGUACAGCACGGAAACAGACCCUUCGGCCCAACUUGUCCAUGCUGGCCAGAUAUCCUAAAUUAAUCUAGCCCCAUUUGCCAGCAUCUGGCUCAUAUCCCUCUAAAGCCUUCCUUUACAUGUACCCAUCCAGAUGCCUUUUAAAUGCUGUAACUGUACCAGCCUCCACCACUUCCCUGGCACUCAUUCCAUACACCUACCACCCUCUGUGUGAAAAAGUGGCCCCUCUUAAAUCUUUCCCCUCUCACCUUAAACCUAUGCCCUCUACUGUUGGACUCCCCCACUCUGGGGAAAAAGACCUUGGCUAUUGACCCUAUCCAUGCCCAUCAUGGUUUUAUAAACCUCUAUAAGUCACCCUUCAGCCUCUGAUGCUCCAGGGAAAAUAGCCCCAGUCUAUUCAGCAUCUCCCUGUAGCUCAAACCAUCCAACCCCAGCAACAUCCUUGUAAAUCUUUUCUGAAUCCUUUCAAGUUUCACAACAUCCGUCCGAUAGCAAGGAGACCAGAAUUGAACACAGUAUUCCAAAAGUGGCCCUAACCAAUGUCCCGUACAGCUGCAACAUGACCCUCCCAACUCCUGUACUCAAUGCACUGAACAUUAAAGGCAAGUGUAUCAAACACCUUCCUCACUGCCUUCUCUCCCCAUCACUUCCAUUCUAGCUAAACACGGACAAUUCUGAAUGGUUUCUGCAUGGCUGUGAGGAAAAAGUCAGUUUCCAUUGGCAGUCUUGAUAAAUUGAAGCAAUCAUUUUUUUUCUAGCUGCAUGGUAAUUUAGAGUCACGUACUGCGAGUGGAAAAAUGGACCCUUUCUCAACUCAUGCAGGCCUAGCCAGUGAUGCCCAUAUCCCAUGAACGAAUAAAACUGCCACUCUACAAGUUAACCCCCAACCCCAUGACAUAUGCACAAAAUGCAGACACUAAUAGAUAUUUCUGGUGUUUGUACAGGCUGUGCAGGUGAGUUAGAUUCUGUUGCGACCCUGGCGUGACUUAUUUGUCAUUCUGGUUGUUUGGGUGUGUGAGGUAAAUACUAUCCUUGCUGCUGUUAUUGUCACUGACUGAUCUGUACUGUCCUGCAGAGCUUUAUUCCGAAAUAAGUUGCAACGUGCCAAAAGAAUAAAACGCAGCAUGCAGUUACAGAAUGCAUUUCAAGGGUGGAAUCUUUAUUAAAAUAAUCUAUUUUAAGCGAAGAAGCACAGUACAAAAAC
Stegostoma tigrinum is the source of this 2480-nucleotide messenger RNA. RefSeq names its product tachykinin precursor 3a (gene tac3a). The coding region runs from base 246 to 614 and encodes 122 amino acids. The record is from RefSeq and is a predicted model, not a curated record. Gene Ontology annotation, biological process: tachykinin receptor signaling pathway; positive regulation of blood pressure. NCBI's taxonomy places the organism in Eukaryota, Metazoa, Chordata, Chondrichthyes, Orectolobiformes, Stegostomatidae. The transcript is spliced from 7 exons.